GGUAGACAUGGCCGAAUUACUUCUGGACCCGAAUAUUAGAAUUUGGGUGGUCUUACCUAUAGUUUUUAUUACCUUUUUCGUCGGUAUUAUUAGACAUUAUGUUAGUCUAUUACUUGCCAGUCAGAAAAAAGUAGAUUUGCAGAAAGUUGGUGAUAGUCAAGCUCUGAUGAGAAGUAGAUUGCUGAGAGAAAAUGGACGAUUUUUACCCAGAAAGUCCUUCAUUAUGAGGAAACACUUCUUCAAUGAUGAAGAGACAGGAUUUUUCAAGACACAGAAGAGAGAGGGACCUGCUCAAAAUCCAAUGACUGACCCAUCUAUGAUGACAGACAUGCUGAAAGGCAACCUAACAAACAUCCUGCCCAUGAUUGUCAUUGGUGGAUGGAUCAACUGGACUUUCUCUGGAUUUGUCAUCACCAAGGUCCCUUUCCCGCUAACCCUGCGCUUCAAACCAAUGUUGCAGCGUGGGGUGGAGCUGGCAUCCCUUGAUGCUUCAUGGGUAUCAUCUGCCAGCUGGUACUUCUUGAACGUCUUUGGCCUCAGGAGUGUCUAUUCGCUCAUCUUGGGAGAGAACAAUGCUGCCGACCAAGCCCGUCUCAUGCAGCAGCAGAUGAACCAGGGCAUGGCUAUGGCUCCAGACCCUACCAAAGCCUUCAAGGGGGAAUGGGAAGCUCUGGAAAUUGCUGAACAUCGCUGGGCUAUGCAGAAUGUGGAAGAAGAAUUAAUAGGCAGGACACCUAUGCCAGAGGAUAUCUAUGUAAAAGAUAAAUAUAUAUAGUCUGGUAAACUGUAAAUAUGUUCAUAUUGUUGAGGUCUUUUUCACUUACCGGUAUUUAAUGUACACCAUACAAUCAUUAAACAUUCAGUGGAUUUUACACUUCUAUUCCACUCUUUCUCCCAUAAAUACACUUUUAUGGAAGAAAUUGAUUAUGGUUUAUGUUCUGAGAAAUCAUUAUUUUUGAAAUUUAAUGGCCUACCAACAUUGGACUUUUACCCCAAACAGUUAGCAAUGUUAGCAAUUUCUACAACUUUGUAAUAGAACAGUCUGAGUAAAUAUCACAACAUAGACAAUUAGACAUGUACAUGUAUACUGGUAGUUAUGGUUCAACAUUGUAUGAAGUGGGUUUGACACAGAUCUCUCCCUUAAUUGAGAAUGAUUUCUUUUCUGAGUACCGUAUGUAAAGUUUUUUUUUGGUGACAUUUUCUUUUUUCCAACAGUAAUUUUUGAAUACAUGUUACUUGUUAGAAUAGCACAUACCAGUACCACAUUGGAUAUUACGUUAGGUACUGUAAAUAACUACAUGUAAUAACAGUAGAUUAAUCUCUAAAAGUUUGAUUUCAGUCAAAGCAUAAAUGUGGUUUACAAGUGCAAUGUACAGACACUUUGACUGGAAUGUAAAAACAUCUCGGUAAUGUUUAUUACUUUUAUACUUUGUGAAGUGAAAAGAAUAUUGGCAAACUUUUGCAGAAAAUCUCACACAAGUUCACUACACUAACCUUGGUCUACACAUGUGUACCUGGUAUGUGUAAUGAUGAAAAUCUGAUCAGCUUAAUGUGAUUUUUUUUUCCCCUUUUAGUUUAGUUUAUGUGGUUUAUUUUACUCUUUUUUUUUUGUAGCACUGUUAAUUGGUUAUUAGAAAGUAUUGGUUAAUUGUGCUAUUAUUAAAGUCAUUCAAAUAAAAUAAAAAAAUUGAAAAAGUAUUUGAUCAGAAGACAUGUACUCAUCAUUUAUUGCAAUUUCUUAUUCAUUUGUGAAGGUCUCUACGAUCAAAUAAAUUGCAAUUUGAUACAAUUAAA
Molecule: messenger RNA, 1794 nt
Organism: Strongylocentrotus purpuratus (purple sea urchin)
Lineage: Eukaryota; Metazoa; Echinodermata; Echinoidea; Camarodonta; Strongylocentrotidae
Gene: emc3
Product: ER membrane protein complex subunit 3
Exons: 7
Coding region: 8-775 (255 amino acids)
Biological process (GO): protein folding in endoplasmic reticulum
Cellular component (GO): EMC complex; membrane
Source: RefSeq, a predicted model, not a curated record